CACUCUAUCAUCAGCAGCGCAUCAGCAGCCAUAUUGUCUUGAUACUGUUGUGAUUAUAAGAACAACUCUUGAACCCGUCUUGUGUUGUAUUUUUUUUUAUCCCUGCGUCUUUACUGUUAUAACCUACCACAUAUCAUUUUAUAUUUUUUUUUGUUUUUUUAAAUCCAACAUACUUAUAUACUGUCUGUUUAAUUGAAAAUUUAUAUACAUAUAUAUAUAUAUACAUUUAUCAUUUUGUCAUACUAUUUUACUCUAAUUGUGAGGUUAUGUUUUUUUUUUUUUUUUUUUUUUUCCAUAAAUAAUAGUUCAAAUUCAAAGACGCAGUUAUGAAUAAAAUUACCGGUGAUUUAAAAACGAGUUUUUAUUUAAAUGAGUGAAUAAUUUUUUAUUUUAUUUAUUUAUCUGAAUGUUACGGGUUUAUUUAAUUGUAUGUUAAAAAUGGCUGAGAAUUUAGGAAAACGUCCUUCCAAGGGAAUUUUAAAGACGUCCACUAGUUUUGAGAAUCAGGACGCGCCAAGACCUAACAAAGAAACAAAAUGGGACGAAAUGAAUAUUAUUGCAACUCUACAUCCUCCUGAAAAAGAUUAUGGACAUAUGAAAAUAGAAGAGCCAAAAACUCCAUACAAUUAUGAGGGAUACAGCAACAAGCACGAUGCUGAUGAGUUGGAUUCUUCAGCAGUCAGUGAAAAAUUGGCAAGAAGUAUCAAGCCGAAAAUAUUUGAGGAAUCAAGUAGCGAUGACGAGGAGGAAACGCCUGAAGAGCGAGAAAAGCGAAAAGCUUUUGAAGCAAAGCGAAGAGGUCAUUACAGAGAGUGGGAGGCUGUUAAGAUUGCAAGAAAUUUGAUACAAGAAGAUGAGGAAGACGAUGAUGAUGAUGAUGAUGAUGAUGACGGAGGUGGUGACGCCAAUAACGAUGAUAAGGACAAUGGAUCGGAGCUUGAGUUUAACGAGAGUACUGGACCCAAGUGCGUGGCAUUAUCUGGUGAUAGUGAAAAUAAGUCAGAAUCGAACUCGCCCGAGUAAAUAAGCUUGUGCUCUUUUUAUUACUACCUUGAGUUAUAUCUGCUAAUAUAAUAAAAGUUAUAUUUUACAUAGUCGGUUUCCGUAAAGCGAUUAACUCCAAUCUUAUCUGAUUAAAUGAUCAUCAUGACGACUAUGACAAAUGAUAAUAAUAAUAAUAACGCGGUUUAACUAUUUAAAUGUGUAGGAUGCUUUGUAAAAAGACUUAUUGUUAGAAUCGUAUGUAACUCUUGUAUGUAAACGCGACAAAUUAUUAUUGAGGCAUAUUUUAGUUAUUAGAGUCUAAUUGGUGAUAAUUGAUAAGAAACUUUAAAUGUUAAAAACGAUAACAUAUUACGUAUGUUUGAUAUAUUAAGCUUCCAUUAAUUAAUUGAUAAAUUCUUCCGAAUUAAAAAAAAAAGUUAAAAACGAUAACAUGAUACUCAUUUGUAAUUAAUGAGGCAAAUUGUAUAUUUAUACAACGAACUCAGACUGAUACAUUGCUGAUACAGUUUGAGACACUUAAUUACUUAUAGUAAGAUGCUAAUUUUCUUCUUUUUUUUUUUAUUAUUAAUUUGUUGAUAAUCUGUCCUGGGUAUAGAAUUUUAUUCAUGACUUUUGAUAAGAAAAUUUGAGACAUAGAAUUGAUUUAAGAUAAAAAUAUGUAAAUCGCAAUAAAUAUGUGAAAAACAAGAUUGAUUAUGAAAGUGUAUAUUUUAUACGUGAAAAAAUAAUUAGAGAUAUAACAUAUAUGUUAUAUAAUCGUGGUAAUUUUAUUGACUUGAAUGUAAACAAAAAAUAUUUUUUUGGUCGGAACUAUCGAUUGAAUUUCUCUCUUAUACUUUUCAUUAUCACUAUGUAAUAACAUCAUACAUAUAUAUGUGUUUACACAAAAAAAUAUAUAGGUGUUGAUUCUUUAACGCUGGAUUUUGCGCAUAAAAUAUACGAUUUUAUGAAUCAAUAGUUAAAAAGGAGGUCAUAAAAAAAAAAUUUAAUUUUUCUAGAAAUUUAUAGUCAUUAUUUUUUACGAUUUAACUCCAAUUAUUGUUAGCAUUAUAUAUAUAUAUAUAUAUAUAUAUUUGUAUUUAUUUAUAAAACUGACUCAUUGCUGACGCGCCGUGUAAUUUUGUGAUAUUUAUUAUUAUUAUUAUUUUUUUUUUUUUUUUGAUAAAGAUAUUCAAUAUUUACAAAGUUACGUCGAAAAAAAAAAACAAUUGUUUAUAAAUUUUUAUUUUUUUCUUAGACUACAUUAAAUCCCUCGAUAUUUUUAUUAGAGUUUAACUAAUUGUACAAUUGUGGCAAAUGUUGUAGAGAUUAAAUUAAAUUAUAUUUUCAGAGAUGUAAUAAAAUAUUUUUCUGCGAUAUAUUAAUUAAUCAUAAUCAUUAUAAAUUAUUGUAGUCAUAUCAUAAUUAUUUUAUUAGUUGGCUUAAUGAUAGUAUACUUUACAGAUCUUAUUAUCAAAUUUUAUUGAAUGUAAAAUAAAAAAGCUAAUUUAGGAAUUGGUAGUUUAUAAAAAAAAUACGAAAAUUAGCAGCUCAGCUGUCUAUGUAUCGAAUCGAGAUCAUAUUAAGCUUUACGUGACUUCGAUAAUGAUAAUUAAUUGUUAAAUCAUACGAUAAACUCGGCUUUUUUUUUAUCACGAAAGAUUUAAAUUAUUAAGGAACGAAUUGUAAUUCCCGCAUUAAUUUAAAUGAUUAAUUACAAUUGUUGAUAUUUGAUGUAUGAAUUAGCGGAUCGAUAGUAAAACAGAGUAAUGUUCACAUUUUUUUUUUAGAAAUAGAUGUAGAAUAUUUAUUAUCUAAGCAUUUAAAUUGACAAAGUAGUAUAAAAUAAAUAAUAAAAAAUGAAAAUUAAAUAAAUUAUAUGUAUUGAAUUCUGAUUCUGCAGGAUACGUUGCGUAGCUCGAAGGAAAAAAAGUUUUAAGUCUGGAUGUUGUUCAUCAUGUAAAGCAUCGGCAUGUUAUCGGAAGAAGUUAAAUAAAUGAUAUUUGCAAUACAUAUAAAUAUUUUCUGAAGUACGUGAAAUUUAAAAAUCAAUAUUAGUUAUAAUAAAAAAAUCAAUAGUGUAACAUCGCCGUCCUUGUGUUAUAUAUAUUUCACUGAAUAACAUAUUAAAAAUGAAAUUAUAACCGUCAGAUUGUCAGGAUCAAUGGCCUACACUAUGCGAGUAAUAUAUAUAUAUAUAUUUAUAUGUAUAUAUAUUAUCCAAUGUAUGCCAUUGAAUAUCGAAAAAUAAAAAUAAUAGAGUGUUGACAAAAAAGAUACGUGUGUUGCACUUGAAUUAAAUAAAUUUAUUUACUAGAUAGUGUGUGUGUCCAUCCAUAUAAAAAUGUCCUGGGACUGUCGAGAUAUAUAUGUAUUCAACCAAUGGGUUGCCAAAUCAAUAGAAUACUGUUCAAUAUAAAACAUAUUAUAUUUAAAAAUACAUACGUAUACAUAUGUAUGUAUAAACAUAUAUCUUUCGAAUAAAAAUAAAGCCGUUGGGCAAAUAGAAA
Microplitis mediator is the source of this 3494-nucleotide messenger RNA. RefSeq names its product protein phosphatase inhibitor 2-like. The transcript is spliced from 4 exons. NCBI's taxonomy places the organism in Eukaryota, Metazoa, Arthropoda, Insecta, Hymenoptera, Braconidae. Gene Ontology annotation, molecular function: protein phosphatase inhibitor activity. Gene Ontology annotation, biological process: regulation of signal transduction. The record is from RefSeq and is a predicted model, not a curated record. Bases 430 to 1023 code for a protein of 197 amino acids.